Messenger RNA from Gilbertella persicaria, 381 nucleotides. RefSeq lists its product as uncharacterized. The record is from RefSeq and is a predicted model, not a curated record. The transcript has a single exon. NCBI's taxonomy places the organism in Eukaryota, Fungi, Mucoromycota, Mucoromycetes, Mucorales, Choanephoraceae. The coding region runs from base 1 to 381 and encodes 126 amino acids.
AUGUUCACAACAGCUGGCAUUGGAUUAAAAGCUGCUUAUAAGUUCAAAGAUCAAUGGAAAAAAAAUGGUGGAACAAUCUUACCUGGUUACAAACCAGCCUCUGAAGUUAAACGUAAAGGAAAUACCGUGAAAUUGACAGAGGAACAUUCACAAUAUUUACAUGCAUUUAUUGAAAAGCAUCCAACAUGUAUUGUGAAAGAUGCUACAGAAUCCCUUUGUGAGACUUUUCAAGGCUUAACAAUUAACGAGUCCACUGUAUAUCGUCACAUUACUGAAAAGCUUGAGUUUACUUUGACUCGUACACAAGCAAGGUCUGUAAAUAGAAAUUCUGAUGAUACGCUUGAACAACGUAGACAAUUUAUUGAAGAUAUGUCGUCUUGA